CUCACUGCGCCGCGAUCGCUCAUUACUAACAGGCGUUGUGAACAGCGAUUCAUCGGCGAUUUUCCAAAGAAAUUGGAUUAAAAUGGCAGUAGAAUCGAGGGUUACACAAGAGGAAAUCAAAAAAGAGCCAGAAAAGCCAGUGGACAGAGAAAAGACAUGCCCACUUCUCCUGAGGGUGUUCACCACCAACAAUGGAAGGCACCAUCGCAUGGACGAGUUUGCCCGGGGGAAUGUACCAUCUAGUGAGCUUCAGAUUUACACCUGGAUGGAUGCUACUUUGAAAGAACUGACAAGCCUGGUGAAGGAAGUCUAUCCAGAAGCUAGAAAGAAAGGCACACAUUUUGGGUUUGCCAUUGUUUACCCAGACCCUAAACGACAAAUCUACAGGGUUAAAGAGAUUGGCAAUACUGUUUCGGGACGCAAAGGUGCAGAUGACUCCAUGACGCUUCAGUCUCAGCGCUUUCAGAUUGGAGAUUACCUUGACAUCGCGAUCACUCCGCCGAACCGUGCACCACCUCUCCAAGGACGCAUGAGACCCUACUGAUCCUCCUGAAACAAGACUUGCUUGCAUUUAAAUAGAGGGAUAUUUUCUGGAAAUCUGCCUUCCUACAGAGUUUGGUUCAAUCCCUGCCUGUGCUUUUCAGGUGAACCUCAAGACUCUGAUCAUCUGUUUGUGAAGUCAGAACUAAACUCUGCAGGAAGGUCCAUCUCCAGCAGCAGGAUUGGGUAGAUAUUGGGGGUUGGAAGUUAUAUAGAUAUUUUUUUCAUAUUUUACGUUUUUCAUGGGGUUUUAUACAAGGUCUGCCUUUUAAGUUUUAGCCCUGUUACCAUGAUUCCCAUAAAAUGUUGAAUAAAUUUUUUUUUUUUCAGUAU
Messenger RNA from Rhinichthys klamathensis goyatoka, 873 nucleotides. It is a transcript of the gene sap18, whose product is annotated as Sin3A-associated protein. Gene Ontology annotation, cellular component: nucleus. NCBI's taxonomy places the organism in Eukaryota, Metazoa, Chordata, Actinopteri, Cypriniformes, Leuciscidae. The record is from RefSeq and is a predicted model, not a curated record. Gene Ontology annotation, biological process: negative regulation of DNA-templated transcription. The transcript has 4 exons. Gene Ontology annotation, molecular function: transcription factor binding; transcription corepressor activity. Bases 83 to 544 code for a protein of 153 amino acids.